UUUUAAAAAACAAAAAACUCUGACCGUAACUGCAAAAGGCAUUAGUAAACAAACAUGGCUGCUGUACUUCGAAAUUGUAUAUUUUUUUGCCGCGGUGCAUCCAUACAAACUAAGUCUUUGUUGAGAAAUUUCCAUGUUUCCAAUGGUUUAUUAUAUCCUAAAGUUGGAGAAUGGAGGAUAAAGCAUGGAAUUCCUGCCAAAGGAGCAGAAUAUGGUCCUCUAACUGAUCUUCCUGAUUGGUCUUAUGCAGAUGGUAGACCUGCUCCUUUGUCUGAAGGACAGAAAAGAAAAAUUAGGCUCAAUAAAGAAUACUGCGAACAAAUUAUAAAACUCUCUAAAGAAGUUGAUGAGGUGAAUGAGCUUAAUAUGGAGAAAGCUUUAAAAGAAGAAUCAUUGAGGCAAAAGGCUAUCAAAAAUAGAUUAAAGCAAAAAGGAGAUCCUGUUGAUUAACAGAAAUUUAGUGUAACGUUUAUGUAGUGUUGUGAAUGGUAGUUGUUGUAUCAAAUUUGUUAAUUAAAUCUUAAUCAAUUUUGUUA
Messenger RNA from Parasteatoda tepidariorum (common house spider), 536 nucleotides. RefSeq names its product mitochondrial ribosomal protein L52 (gene mRpL52). Gene Ontology annotation, cellular component: mitochondrial large ribosomal subunit. Gene Ontology annotation, molecular function: structural constituent of ribosome. The record is from RefSeq and is a predicted model, not a curated record. NCBI's taxonomy places the organism in Eukaryota, Metazoa, Arthropoda, Arachnida, Araneae, Theridiidae. Gene Ontology annotation, biological process: mitochondrial translation.